GCCGAGAGGUCAGUGGGAGCCGUUGAGACAACGUGAUAGGUAGAGUGGCCAGCACCGGAACAAUAUCGAGGAAUGGCUUGGAGAGGAGUCAGGAUGGAUGGAUGGGUCCAUCAUACCGCAUGCGGAUAGAAAGAACGGGGCAACGUCGGAGGGAGCGAGGAGCAUCCCGCUACCGUAUCCGACCGAUUUUGAUCGGCAUUCAGGAAGAACAAUGUUGAAACAUAAGAUGCGUUAGUUAACCCACGCAAUCCGACCAAAUCUGUUUUCAAUCAUGGCCUCAGACAACUGUCUGUUUGUGUGGUCUGAUCAGUGUGUCAUCGUGUGUCCUCUGUCUCUCACAGUCACCCCCGAGGCCAUCGGCUUCCUGUCUGCCGUCGGGGUGUUCGUAGUGGUCCUGGCCGUCCUCUUCCUCUUCAUCAAUAAGAAGUUGUGCUUCUCACGCGUCGGAGGGCUGCCCUGCCUGGAGCAGCACGGCCGCAAGAAGGGCUCUCGUAGCCGGCCUGGGAUCCGCCAGGGGCUGGUGAACAGCUACGGGGAUGACGAGGAUGACUCCAGCUCGUCUGACAGUGAGGAGGAGAUAGUGAAGCAGUUUGAGAUCUCAGUGUCGCGAUCCCAGAGCUUCCGCUGCACGGCCACCUCUGAGGCGCUAUCCCAGCCUGCACCGUGCCAGAGGCCCUUCACACGCCUGCUGUCGGACCAGGAAGAGGGCAGCACAGAGCCCUCCGACUUUGAAGACAUGGAUGCCCAGAGCAGGCUAAGUUACCAGGACCCCCUGGACGCCCAGGGUCCCAGAGACCAGGACCCCCUGGACGCCCAGGGUCCCAGAGACCAGGACCCCCUGGACGCCCAGGGUCCCAGAGACCAGGACCCCCUGGACGCCCAGGGUCCCAGAGACCAGGACCCCCUGGACGCCCAGGGUCCCAGAGACCAGGACCCCCUGGACGCCCAGGGUCCCAGAGACCAGGACCCCCUGGACGCCCAGGGUCCCAGAGACCAGGACCCCCUGGACGCCCAGGGUCUCAUAGACCCACUGUCUCAGCAGAGGCCUGGCUCCGUGCGCUCCCAGGAGGCUCUGGAUGGCCCCCGGGGGGAAGGCUCGGUGGGCAGGGGGGUCACAGAGGCCAGCCCGGCCCCCGGCAUGAGCCGACGGGCCACGGAGGGAAGCCUGGAGAUGGAGACGGCCGUAGACGACCAGGACAAUGAGGACAACAACGACGCCACAGACAGCUCCUCCACAUGGAGCCCUGAGCAGGAGCAUCCCCUGGGGGAUGGGUUCUCCUCCGCCCCCGCCGCCCGCUCCCGCCCCCCAAUCCCCAAAUGCGGGGAUCUCAUCAUCGCCCUGGAGCACAAGGCAGACGUGGAGAAGCUGUUGGUGACCGUGGUGGUGGCCAGGGACAUCCCCGACAAGGAGCGCAGCGGGAUGGACUCCUGGCAGGUGCACGUGGUCCUCCUCCCGGCCAAGAAACAGCGGCAUAAAACCUCCGUCCAGAAGGGGGCGCUGCCCCACUUCAACGAAACCUUCCGCUUCUCCCGCGUGGAGCAGGCGGACCUGGCGGUGUCGGCCCUGAGGUUCCGGCUCUACGCCCUGGGGGGGCGGAUGUCCCGGGAGAAGAUGAUGGGGGAGAGGGUGCUUCGUCUCACGGGUUUGAAUCCUGAAGGGGGCGUGACCGAGACCACCCUGGUGCUGGAGCCUCGCAGCAACAUGAAGAGUGUGGACUCUCAGCUGAGCCUGUCUGGGGUGUCCCAGAGCGACAGCGCCUCCUCCACUCAGUCUCUGACUCACGGAGGGGUCCCAGAGCUGCUGGUGGGGCUGACCUACAACGCCACCACAGGACGCAUGUCUGUGGAGCUCAUCAAGGGCAGCCACUUCCGCAACCUGGCCAUCAACAGGCCACCCGACACGUAUGGGAAGCUGACCCUGCUGAACUCGGUGGGCCAGGAGAUCUCUCGCUGCAAGACGUCGGUGCGGCGCGGCCAGCCCAACCCCGUCUACAAGGAGACCUUCGUCUUCCAGGUGGCUCUGUUCCAGCUGUCCGACGUCACCCUCAUGGUGUCCAUCUACAACCGGCGCAGCAUGAAGCGCAAGGAGAUGGUGGGCUGGAUCGCCCUGGGCCAGAACAGCAGCGGGGAGGAGGAGCAGCUGCACUGGCAGGACAUGAAGGAGGGUCGCGGCCAGCAGGUCUGCCGCUGGCACGUGCUUCUGGAGGCCUGACGACCAGGGACGGGUCAGGAGAGGUGGACAGGGAGGAAUGUAGUCACCACAACCCUGUUGGUUUGCUCUCACACCUGUCUCUGGUUGCUACAGGGCUCCAUCCUCUCAUUCGGCUGCCCCAGACGCUGGUUUACAUUAUCUGUGAGUGAAGUCAGAAAUCAGGGGCAAAAAAGAAAUCAUGCGGUCAUGAUGAUGCAGUUUUGACAGAUCUUUACGUUUAUCCUGUGAAAUGAAUUAUGAAAAAUGAUCACAGUGGACUAGUUUCAUCUACGUUUCACUGUCAAAUAUCUAGUUGUGAGCAGUGGGAUUGUAGUGUGCACCGACUACAGUUUGAAGAUGUCAAAGAUUGUUUGGGCAAAAGUACUGUUAUGUAAACAUUUUAAUGAAGGUUUUAUAGAUUUCGGAAUCAAAGACUCGUUCACCUUCCCCACAUUCAGUCACUCCUUAGGGUUCUCAUGUUUUCGGUGGGUUAGAUGCGUAAAAUACUGGUCUGCUACCUCCCUCUUCUCUAUCCUCUGCUUCCCUCCUCCUCCUCCUCUGUCUCACCAGAAGGACUUGCUGCUCAGCAGACCUUGCCCUUAACAUCUGCCCUCCCUGACAGUCUGUGUAUCAGAGAAGGAAUGAUGAAGCAGCAGGCCCUUUCUUAGCGUCUAAGCAGUGUGUUCUCUGGGCAAAGCUUAUUUAAACACCCAUCAAUGCUGAGCUGAAAAGAAGCUUUAAAUAUCCCAGUGCAGCUGUUAAUAACAUGCGAUGAAUUACCCUGGGAGUGUGUGAUUUUUGGGUGGUAAUUGGUGCUUACGGUCCUUGGACUCCACAGCCUGAUGACGAUGCUAAUGCUUCUGCUCUUGGCCCAGCUUCUCGGGGCUUCAUUGAAUCAUAUGGCAGUCGCUGCACUGAGUGAUUACAUUUGUUUAUGUAGCUAGUCAACCUCCAACCCCCCUAGGGUUAUCGUCACAGUUUAACACGGAGGAGGAUGCUGAAGGGUUCUGUACUGGAACAGCAGAGGGAGGCAAGAUCAGCAGCCCCUUUUUUAAGGACUUGAAUCUGCAACCUUUAGAAUUGCUUGGCUAAAGUAGGUCAAUCGAAUGACUCAAUUUACUUUGAAAUGACCCCCGUAUAGAACCACAUGUGACCUAUUACCAAGUUCAUUUCCACCGAUUAAUCCACCUCAAAGUGAUUGGCAGUGAUUGCUUUGACAAAUACUUAAUUUAUCUUUGAUACUGCUGAAACCUUCUUUGAAAAGAGGGGGGGGAAAAUUGCCUGUCAAUGUUUACAUUCCUAUCCAAGAUUAAAACCACUUCAUUCAUCUUCAAGUGAGAACAACAUGCCACAAUUUUUUGAGUGUGCAGAGAUUUACUAUGCCCGUAAUGUACAUCGGAGUGAGACCAUUGUAUGUAACAGAUGGCAUGUUUUUACAGGAAGAGCCUAUGUUGUUUUAAUGACUUGAUAGUUAAUAGUUAUUCCCCAUAUCCACAAGUUAAAUUUAUAUAUUUGAUUGUUAUGUACUAUAUUUAAUACACAUAUUUACAUUUAUUUAUGCAUGUCGAGAGUUGCUGUACAUAAUCCUUAUAUAUUUUUGAAAAGCUCAGUGUACAUGUAAUAAACCAGUGUGUUUUACUGCAUGCUUAUCUAAAACUACCAGUCUGAGAGUCUGAUGAAGUUAAGUGCCUGUAAUGUAAGGAUGAGGCUUAUCCAUUUAUGGAGGGAAAUCUAGCAUGUGAUGCUUAUACUUUGGUGUUCCUCUGAAUGCAGUUGUAGGAUUGCAAUUGCAUGCAUAAACAUUUGAUUUUUUAAUGUCUACAUGGUGUUUGGAAAACGCAUGUUAAAAAAAGGGCACAGAUCACUUUUGCACACAGGUUUGUUCUUGACAAUAAAAGGAUCCCUGUUACAUUA
This is a messenger RNA of Osmerus eperlanus (European smelt), 4105 nucleotides long. It is a transcript of the gene syt16, whose product is annotated as synaptotagmin XVI. NCBI's taxonomy places the organism in Eukaryota, Metazoa, Chordata, Actinopteri, Osmeriformes, Osmeridae. The transcript is spliced from 7 exons. Bases 272 to 2212 code for a protein of 646 amino acids. The record is from RefSeq and is a predicted model, not a curated record. Gene Ontology annotation, molecular function: phospholipid binding.